This is a messenger RNA of Neopsephotus bourkii (Bourke's parrot), 10644 nucleotides long. It is a transcript of the gene BTBD9, whose product is annotated as BTB domain containing 9. The transcript is spliced from 12 exons. Gene Ontology annotation, molecular function: protein binding. Gene Ontology annotation, biological process: adult locomotory behavior; modulation of chemical synaptic transmission; circadian behavior. Lineage: Eukaryota; Metazoa; Chordata; Aves; Psittaciformes; Psittacidae. The coding region runs from base 205 to 2148 and encodes 647 amino acids. The record is from RefSeq and is a predicted model, not a curated record.
GCGGGUGGUGUCGACGUCAGCACGCAGGGGGACGGCUGCUGUUGCUAGGUGAUGUCAGCGCGCCGGUUGACGUAGCGACGGCGACGGAGCAGGGGGUGGGGGCCUUGUCGGCGGCGGGGCUGGAAAUGAUACAGUUGUUGCUGCGUAGCUGGAUGUCACUGAAUCACGUUUCUAUGAGCUUGCUGUUCGAUCUGUCUGUUCAGCAUGGCAAAGAACCCUAAUUUUCAGGAAGCUGGCCAUCUGCCUGCAGGCUAUGUCCACUGUAGGUCUUCAGACAGCUUUACUGGCUACCAAUAUCACCAUCCCUCCAAGAUGAGUAACAGCCAUCCCCUUCGUCCUUACACAGCUGUGGGUGAGAUUGACCAUGUUCACAUUCUGUCAGAGCAUAUUGGUGCUCUAAUGAAUGGGGAAGAAUACAGUGACGUUACCUUUAUUGUAGAAAAGAAACGUUUUCCGGCACACAGGGUGAUCCUGGCUGCUAGGUGCCAUUAUUUCAGAGCGUUACUGUAUGGUGGAAUGAGAGAAUCUCAGCCCGAAGCUGAAAUUCCUCUUCAGGACACCACCGCAGAAGCAUUUACCAUGCUGUUGAAAUAUAUUUACACUGGUCGUGCUACACUACGAGAUGAGAAAGAGGAGGUUCUACUUGACUUCCUCAGCCUAGCACAUAAAUACGGGUUCCCAGAACUGGAGGAUUCAACAUCUGAGUAUCUUUGCACAAUACUUAAUAUUCAGAAUGUCUGUAUGACAUUUGAUGUUGCCAGUCUUUAUUCCCUUCCCAAAUUAACUUGUAUGUGCUGUAUGUUCAUGGAUAGAAAUGCCCAAGAGGUGCUCUCCAGCGAAGGCUUCUUGUCACUUUCUAAGGCUGCUCUUUUAAGUAUCGUACUGAGGGACUCAUUUGCAGCUCCUGAGAAGGACAUUUUCCAAGCUUUGAUGAAUUGGUGUAAACAUAACCCCAAGGAAAACCAUGCUGAAAUCAUGCAAUCAGUACGUUUACCACUAAUGAGCCUAACAGAACUAUUAAAUGUUGUAAGACCUUCUGGAUUGUUGUCACCUGAUGCCAUCCUAGAUGCCAUUAAGAUUCGUUCAGAGAGUCGGGACAUGGACCUCAACUACAGGGGCAUGUUAAUACCAGGGGAGAAUAUUGCAACAAUGAAGUAUGGAGCACAAGUUGUAAAAGGGGAGCUGAAGUCUGCUUUGUUAGAUGGGGAUACUCAGAACUAUGAUUUGGAUCAUGGCUUCUCUCGACACCCAAUUGAUGACGACUGCCGCUCUGGAAUUGAAAUUAAACUAGGCCAGCCGUCAAUAAUCAACCACAUACGAAUACUGCUGUGGGACAGAGAUAGCCGGUCUUAUUCCUACUACAUUGAGGUGUCCAUGGAUGAGUUAGACUGGAUUCGGGUUAUCGAUCACUCUAAAUACCUCUGUCGGUCCUGGCAGAACCUGUAUUUUCCUGCCCGUGUCUGCAGGUAUAUUCGAAUUGUUGGGACCCACAACACAGUGAACAAAGUUUUCCACAUUGUGGCAUUUGAAUGCAUGUUCACAAACAAAACCUUUACUCUUGAGAAAGGUCUGAUAGUUCCCACUGAAAAUGUUGCAACAAUUGCAGACUGUGCGAGUGUGAUUGAGGGUGUAAGUCGCAGUCGCAACGCCUUACUGAAUGGAGACACAAAAAACUAUGAUUGGGAUUCUGGGUACACGUGCCAUCAGCUUGGGAGUGGAGCAAUUGUAGUACAGUUGGCACAGCCCUACAUGAUUGGAUCAAUACGGUUGCUUCUUUGGGACUGUGAUGAUCGGAGCUACAGCUACUACAUUGAGGUUUCAACAAAUCAGCAGCAAUGGACUAUGGUGGCCGAUCGCACAAAAAUUUCCUGCAAAUCCUGGCAAACAAUCACUUUUGAUAAACAGCCUGCAUCUUUUAUCAGAAUAGUCGGAACGCACAACACAGCUAAUGAGGUGUUUCACUGUGUGCAUUUUGAGUGCCCAGCACAAAACAGUACCCACAAGGAUGAGAGUAGUAAGGAAGUGGCAGCAACAGAGGUCGGGACUGGUGGACAACAGCUUGUUUCUCGCCCUGUUCGAGCUGCAAGCACUAGUUCCCUGCAUUCCCCUCCUGGAUCCACCUCGCGUUCACAUGCUCACCAGCCAUAAAGGAGAUUGAAAAGUGGUUUUAGCACCCCUGCUGGUGUUACAUAGAAUGAUACUCGGAACCUUCUUGUGCUGGCACCUUUUCUUCUUUCUCUCUUUGAACAAAGGGGACCAUGUCUGAAAGCUGGAAAUGCUGAAAUGGAAAAGGCUUUUCCCAAGGACAUGAAGAGUCUGCUUCACUCUCCUCAAUUGGUUCAAAUCAGGCUGGUCUCCGAGGGGGGAGAAAAUAGGUCUUCAAUCUUCAUCAAGUAUCCCAUUAACACCCUACCUCUCUAAUCUAACCAAGGCAAGGAGAACAGAAGAAAAAAAAAAAGGCAGAGCUACAGUGGAAAUCUUAAAUGACUCAAGCAGAAUGAAAGGUAUAUAAGUAUUUGUUCCCUGAAGGCUCCCAUUAGCAAAGAGAAUGUUUUGGAACACAUCAGUCCAGAAUAUGUUAUUUUUAAAAGUUAUUCUUCAUUCACAUUCUUUGUAACUAGUAAUCUGUUUCCUAAAUUGUUUUGACUCUGUAUUACACUAUGUCUCUUAUUUUUGGCUGUAGCAAAUGCUGUGCAGUAGAUUAAGGAAGUAUCAAACAUGUUUACCUGCUGAGAUGAAAAUUCCCUCAUUCAUCAGUGGGAUGACAAGAAAAGCCUUCAUGAUAUCAACAAACUAAUUAAUGAAUGCUGUAUUAGUCUUGACCUUAGUUGACUUGUCAAAGUACAAAAUUGUCAUUUAUUACACUCAAAAGGGGAAUUCCUAAUUCAGGCAUCUACCUUGAAGAAAAAUGUAGUUUCUGUUCCUGAAGAUGAUUAGUUAAAUUUUAUCUGUAUUUCCAAGAAAACUUGCACCAGAUCAUCAAAAAUGGUUUAGAAAAGCGGAACUGCAACUGGUCACUGACAGGCAGUUGUUCAAACAUAAAAAGAAGAAUUUGCAGAUAACUUUUUUUUUCUAAGUAAAAAAUGUUGUACAAUCUAAAGCUGAAAAUUCAUAUGUGCGUAUGUGCACAAACCUUUCACAUAAUCUUCAUAAAAUAUGAUGCUUUACGCAGCAUUGUAAAAGAUCUGGCUUUUACUUUGCAAUCACAGAAUUUGUUAUCCAUCUGUGUCUGUCUGGAUUACACUACCUGCUACUUUGCUUAUUUUAAGCAUUUCCACAUUGAUGAUGAUGCAGUCUCUUACUCUCCAGAUCCAUGUGGCUUUUCGGAAGAGCUCCAUUCCAGUCUUUCAGUAUGGGAUAAAGUGAUUUUGUAUUAAGACAAACACUGAUAUAAUUGGUUAAAUUGAUUAGGAGGGCUGUUGCUCCUCACAAAGCAUAUUAUAUUGGAAAUGUCAGCCAUCCAGUUUUAUGAACUUGGAAUUUCUUGUGGUGACAAAUAGCCUUGUCAGAAGAAAACAAAGCUAGUGUAGGAUAAAUAUGGUUUUCCUUUGCAUAACCAUAGUGAUAAAGUGAGUUUUAUCAACAUAGGAAAUAGUAUGUUAAUUUAUCACACUAGUUAAUUUGAAAGAAUUUCCCUGUUGGAUACUGGUUGUGCAAAACCAGAAAGAAAUAUAACAAGUGGUAGCAAUGAAUCAGUAGAAACUUCAGAGGAGAAAAGCUUCCUUUUUCAUGAUUCAAAUAGAAUUGAUUAGGCUUUAUCAAUAAUAAUAUACUAUUUCUCAUUGCCAAAUUGCAGUUGAGUUCUAACAUUUGCAUGCCGUCCCCUCCCCGUUGCUGUCUCUUCUGACUUGUGAAUGUCUGUCAGUGAAGAUGCAUGCCCACUGCAUUACAGAUAGCUUAGAAUAUUUGCCACAGCAGCCUCAGGCACUCUGGAGUUCCGAGGCAGGAUACUGCUCAUCCCAGCUAGCACCUAGUCUAGGGUGCUGAUUACCUUAUGGCUUCACAGCCUUUAGAGCAUGAAAUAGUUGAGACCAGUUACAGGGGACACAACUCUUGUUUAAAUGUAGGUCAAAAAAAAUUGGAUUUUUUUUUUUUUUUUUUUACUUCCUUAGAAAAGCGUUCUGGCUUUACUUUCCAGUUCUGGUUGUAAUCCAUGCUAAAAGUACUAUGAAGCAUGGAGCAUGUCUUGUCAUUGAUAGAUAAGUUCUUCCAUGUUAGUGGUGGUAUUUCUUUGCAGUUUGAGCAAAGGGCAUAACUUCCUAGCUCUGAGUCUUUAGUAGUCACCAUUAUAGACCGUUUAAAAAAAUAAAUAAGAUUUUAAUAAGUUAGUGCCAGCUGUUCUGAGUCCAGGCUUUUGGAGAAAGAACAGGAUUUUCAGCUUGUAAUCUUUUUGCAGAAUUCAUUUUUAUGAUAAAAAUAAGUCUUGUAGACUGUAACCUACUGCAAGUCUUUUUGAUGUUGUCAUAUGACUCACUGUUGUACUGAAAUGUCUGUUUAUUUCCCAUAACGUUCACCUUCUGCUUAGAAUCUGAGGCAACAGAUCUGAGCAAUUCCCAAAGCAAAAGUUAUCAAGUACUACAGACCUUCCAGUCCCCACAAAAUCAAUCACAACUUAAAAACUUUGCAUUGUCCCUUUAUACAGGUGAAUAUAAAUUUUUAGUAUUAGUCUGAUUCUCAGUCACACAUGGCCUUUCUUAAUGUCUUUAUUUUCUUCUGUUCUUCUCAGAAUCUGUAACUGGGGUGAGUCCAAUGUGAUCACAGAGCUCCCAGGCAUUUAAGACAGACUUCAUGUUUUCUAGUGGGAAUCCUUUACCUUUUUAUUCAGAGAAAUAAUGUUGAAAUGUUUAAGGGAUCUGAACUGCUGUUGGUCUUCUAUCACUGUCCUCCAGCAAACACCCCUAAUAUCUGUAUUGCCUAAAAGAGGUCUCUCAAACAUUGUGUCAGCAGCAUAUUACUAGUGGCAAAGGAAGAUACCACAUAGAACUAAUUAGUGGUUUGAUGUGAAUGUUCUCAUUCUUUCUAAUUAUUGUCUGUAUUUACUGCCUCCUGAUUUCAUAUGUGGUUCUUGUAUAUUCCUCUGAAAUACUUUUUUUUUUCUUCAGUGGAAGUUGUGCUGUUACAGCUUUAUAGCAGAGUUUAUCAGAGUGAUGAAAUACUAUAAUUAUUCAGAACUGUUAUCACUCAUGUUUUAUUUCAACAGGUGUAGAGCAGAACUGACCAGGUAUUCAUUGCUUUCUAAGUCAGAAACUAUAAAGUAGACUUGCUGCUAGAUUUCUGCAUAAAGGAACUAACUAUAUUGUCACUACUGAGCCAUUAUUUCUAUUUAAUACUUCACUAUCUUUAAAUUCCACUGGACUCAUUUUCUCAGUUUUUCUUCCAUAGGUUGAAUUCAGACAGACUCAACUCAUGGAGCUCAGUAAAGCUCUUUUUAAAGUAUCUUUAUUUAAUUAAUUUAUUCCAAGUGCAUGUAAAAGAUUUUUAUUCAUGGAAAUGUACAGCCAAACGUAUCUGGGAAAAUUAAUUUCUGAAAUGAGCAAAAACUGUGCAGCCAUUGCCAAUCAGCUCUAGACCAAACUCAAAUGGCAUGUUAAAUGGAGCUACAAUGAGCAAAGUUAAUCCAUGUCUAAUGUAAAAGACAAUACAGAGGAGGAAUCACCCAUUUUGUUAGAGAAGGAAUGGUUCUUUGUUGCCAUUCUCUUCUUUCAGAGCUCAAUUUCUUUUUUUCCUCAUGAAAAUCAGUUUUUCUUGUUUAUUAUGACAAGCUCAGUGCUUCACAGUAUUGCUGAAAAAUUCAAAUGAAUUUAAUGCAUCUUCAAUUUUACUAAUGAUAACAUUAAAUUAGAGAGUUUUCAGUUUAGUAUCUGAUUUGAUGAGCUGGUUUCCAUGAAAGAAAGUGAGAGAUGUCCAUAAUUGUGCCACUCUAAGUAAAUUAAGUUUUUCAACCAAAUGCAUGCGAGCAUCUACUCAUUAUUCAGUGAUGUAUUGUUCAUUUAGAAGAGUCAGUAUGAAAAUUAGAAGACAAAGUUAAUGCUGUUCUUGUCUGUUUUGUGUUAGUGGUUCUGGUUAUACAGUGAUGCUCACUCAGAGACGCUCGAUAAGGAAUUAGAUGUGAUUUCACAGAAAGUAGACCUUGCAUUUCUCUAUGAAAGUAUUAAUUGGCUUAGAUUUUGACAGGUGUGUAAAUACACUGUCAAAUGGACAAGUGAAUGCAUUGGUAAUUUUACUAUUUGUAGUCAGCAAAUAAUCAGAGCCAGAAAGAGUUAAUGUGUUCAAGAGUAAACAUUUUAUGCCAGAGGACUAAACCAUGCUUCAGAAAUAAUAAUUUCUAGAACCCAGAGGAUGCUUGAGGCAUGGUUCCCGUUUCUGUUAAUGGUGUAUUUAGGUUAGAAUCCUUAGUUCUUUUUGAACUCAUUGUUGUCAGUUGAACUAGCUAAAUGAGACAUAUAUAUAUAUAUGUAUGUAUAUGUAUAAGCUCCACAAAGCUUUGCUCAGGAUUCAGAAAAAAGUCCUGUGUCAAGUUUUAGGUGUACCUAAAUGUUCAUAUAUAUGCAUAUGUUAAAUUAAGCUAGUAGCUAAUUAUUUGGCUUGAAUUUAGAAUAGCUUCUAAGGCUCCAAAACUGGGAAAAAAAAAAAAAAUUCCAUGCAGGCAGGUGUGAAGUGCUGCUGUUGUGGAAUGCUGACUGUAUUUGAUGUUUGCUUAAAAAAUGCAAAUGUCUAAACAAGGUAUGGGUGAGCAAGUCCAAAGCUGGGUUUUGCCCAGUUGUUAUUUGACUAUAGAGAGUUGUAUAAAAUAGAGCAAGUUAAAUGCUCAUCUUAAAGAGGUGCAGUCCAGAGAACACACCUGUAUUCCUCCUAGCUACCUUGUAUGCUAUGGCUUGCAGUGCUUACAAAGUGAGCCUUCAUAGGAUUUUUGUUUCCUGCUGAAAAAAACCUGCAGACUUUUUGUUGGCCCUUCACAAGUUUUCAUUGCAAAGCUUUGGCUGAAGUAAUGUCAAAGUCCCACCCAUAUUCCAUGAUGGGAUCUGCAUCUGUGUUUAAUUUUGAAAAUGUUUACUAGAAAAAUAGUUUUAAACUGCAACUUUUCUUAAAUAAACCAAGACCAAACUAAAAACAGUAGUCUAAUACGAGGAAACUACAGGUAUUUAGCAAUAGAGUGACUUCCAGUACAACUACAUACCAGCUUUAUAAUACUGUGUUUAGUUGCUAUGAUGCAUACAAAUGGUGGAAGUGAAGAAUCAGUUCUGCCCACGCUUGGCAUCAGACAUUAUUACCCAGCCAGACAUAACAGCAUUACUUCUUUUCCUUUUUCUUCCAGCCUAAUAGAAGAGUUCAGCUCAGUGUUCUGAAAAAAACUGUAAUUGAUUCAUUACAUCAUGGAAGUUCAGAUCACUUUGGCUAAAAUCUGAAUGAGUGGCAGCUUAUCCCUACAAAGGUGUAAAUAUGCCUCUCCAAUGCUUCCAGCUACUUUAGGUCCUGGGCUAUUGUAGAGGAGGAGAGCUGCACUGUUGGUAGAACAUAAAAUAUUUUCCUCAUUAGAACUUUUGCUCACAUAUUUCGUAUUUAUCAUGUUGUCACAUCUAUUCUAUUGAUGCAGAUACUCAUCCAUUAGAUAAAAGAAAGUUAACCCAGUUUCUCAUGAUUUUCAGAAUUACCCAGUGACUCCUGAAAACUGGCAGAUAUACAUCAACCACCUCAGUCUAUAUUAAGUAGUCUGAGGAAUUUACAAAACUGACCUGUAUGGUCUUUUACAGCAAAUACUGUGUCAAAAAAAUACCAGGUGACUUCUAUAAUACCAAGUAAGUUGGUCGGUAGUACUGUUCAGAUGGGGGUUUGUGCAUCUAAAACUAUGUGCCACGUAAUCCAAGUGAAUAGUUACCACAUCUUCUUUCUGUAGAGAAAGCAGGGAGCUUGCACACCUGCCAGAAACACACAGGAAAUCACUUUUGGUCUAUAUCACUUUGCCACAUCUGUUGUCUCUGUACUCCUGAGCUAUAGUUACUAGGUGAUCUAUGGUUAAUACUUACAAUGUGAUAAAUGUGUUUAACAGUAGACGUUAAGUCUGUACGUAAAAAUUUUAGAUUGUGCUUUUGAAGCAUGGUCAGGCCACAGAAUUGGGGUUUUGGCAUCUUCUGUAGCUGUCUGUUAGGGGUUUUAAGUUAUUUUCAGUUGCUAAGAUAUAGUAGAAUUCUUCACAGCAAUUUCUCACAGAGAUUUGUCAUGCUGAGAAACAGCUUUUGAAACAAUCAGGUCGGGUUCAUUGCUGGAGAAUAGGGGCAGAUUUCUGCUUUCUGCAGGUCAGGAUCCUGUUUUGGUCAUUCUGUAAGUUUGUUUAUGCCAUUUUUAAUAAUAAGGGCAUUGGUGUUGCAUGGUUUGGAUCUGUUUCAGGAAUUACGUCACUGAUUUUGAGAGGCAAAUCCUUCAAGUGAAUGCUUUUAUGCAAUAAUAUGUUUAUGGAACUUAGAUGACUAGAUUAGAAAUGUAUCACAGGAAGAGCUGGAGUUGCAAGGAAUCAUUUGGGUGAAAGACUAUGUAUGCACAAUGUAUGUGUUACCUAAAUUGAAGUGACUGUUUGCAGAGGUGUAUUUCUACAUGUCCUUUUUUUUAAUGUAGGAAAUUUUGUUAAGGAAUCUAGCACUCAUCUGCAUGGGCAGCGCUAAAAACAAACAAAAAAAAAGGGCAGGCAGAGAGGUCAGGAGCAAGGCUUUAGUGGUUUUUAUAGGAAGAGAAACACAAAGAAAUGAUUCUUGGGGUCUGAGCUAGUUCUGUUUGUCUCCAGUCUUCACAGCUCUUCAUUUUUACUACAUGCUUCCUCCAGUCUUCUUGUUAUUUCCUUUCUUUUUCUCUCUACCUAGCAUCAUAGCACUGUUGCUGUGGUGUUCCCUGGAACUUUCCUCCAAAUUAUAAUUUAUUAAUGAUUUGGGUUUAGUUUAUUUUUACCUCUGUCAAAUCCUGAAUAAAAUAUCCUCAGCCCCGUUCAUUCACAUCAGACUUUAAAGGCAACAACCACUAGACUGUCAAGUGCUGGUGAGCAAAAUUUAAAUUUGGCUGUCUGUUGAUAUGGGAAAUAGUAGCCCUUUUGGAGCUUGUGCUUUCAUAAUCUCUUUGCAGUCUGUUUGUUACCCUGAAGAAAAAAAUCAGUAAGAGGUUUUAAGUAGCAGGACAGACUUUGUGCAGACUUACGUAAGUUAAAUUCACAUAUAAAUUCGGCACCCAUGUCCAUUAACCCUCUCCAAUACCUUGUAAAUUUUUCUUUCCUUUCUGCUUUGCUCAAUUUCAUUAUUAUCAUUGGUUUUCUUUCCAAAGUGAAUGUUACUUCAUGAAGUUACAUGUUACUUCAGAGGUCAUAAAUUAAAUAGAAGGAGCCAGGCUAAAAGUUCAGCAUUUAAUGAACUUUUUCAUUCAUUCAUUUAUCUCAGUGCUCUCCUUUCUUGACGAACAGUAGUUUAUACAGUUGCAUUCCCCUUCUGUGUAGCAAUUAUCAUUGCACCUUGAAAGUUCUGUGCAUUACAUCCCUUUCCUUCUUUCUCAUAUUUACUAAGCAUAGAGUGGUUCUAAACUACCUCAGACCUUGUUGUGAACAGGUACAAGUUUCAGCUAAAGUUUUCAGACUGUUGUAGUCUUUGAAUGUUGUUUAGGUGCAUGUGUAUGUAGUGAAAAUAACCUGCCAAACCCUGACUGCAUUUUCAGGAAUACCUUCUCAGUGAGGUGUGUAGCUGGGAUGAAUUCACAGCUAUGCCCAUUCAGGCUCGUACUGAUAUCUCUUUCAAGAAAACCUUUUCAGGAGCGCAACUUCUGUUAUGGGUAGUGCUUCAACUUUCUGGUCUCAGCUCCUUGAAGGAACAUGAUACUGCCUGCACUGGACUACUUUCACUUCUCUUUUGCCAUGACAGCCCUCAUAAAAAUUGCAUUGUCAGAACUCUGUUCCUGGCUGUUAGCAGGAGCUGAGCUAUUGUAUUGGACUGUGCUCAUCAUAGGAGAAUAAACCCCACCUGCAUGUUCUGAUGACCUUGGUAACAUUUUAUUCCACAACAGAUAUGCACUGCCAACCAUUUGGGCUAAUUCGGUUUCAGGUAAAAUGAUGGUUGCAGGUUGUGCUGCAGUGAUCUGAUCAGUAGCUUUGGGAAUUGUCUGGUUUUGUAAGUUACCCAUUGAACAACCCGGCAAACCCUGUUAGUACCGAUUUCCUUUUCACCAGCAGAUGUGCACAUCAUCAAAUGAGUAUUUUGUAAUGUAGAGUUUUCUAAUGAGCAUCUAAAAAAAGAAACAUCACAAUUAUAACCUUAGUAACAAUGUGUGCAUGUGUAAUAAAAGUUAUAGAAUUAUUAAACAACUAUAUUCUGUGCAUGCUCUAAUAUUGUAUAAUAAGUUGAUAAGCAGAGGGUUCUGGAAAGCAAGGAAGGCUGGCUCUGGAUUUUUCUGUUAAGGGUUUCAAAGAGCAGCAUGCCAGAGCAGAUGCAGGACCAGACAAUGCUCAAAGAAUCAUAAAGUGAAACUGUUGUGCUUUGUAUUUAUUUCUUGGGGGAGUUUUCUUUAAAGUAUUUCACUUCACAGGAAAAUAUAUUUAAAAUAGUGACAAUUAGAAGUGCACCUUUUCAUGAAUGAGAGGGGUGUGAUUUGAGAAAUAAAGUGAUCCUUUGUGUCUAA